GUGGAACCUGUUGGCUCGAGGUUAAUUGUAUCCACUCAGGGGCAACUAUCACCUGAAUCAUGAAUGCAAGGUCGAGCCCACAGGUGUCUGCGCGGUAAGCGUUGAUUGACUCUCUUGACCGAGAGGUUAGCGAGCUCAAUCUACUCAUAUGUAUUGUACAUCCAAUACAUGCCAAAUCGACUGCAAGCCACCGAUGCGCUCGCUGCGCCAUGGAUACCUAGAGUAGGCAGCAGCCAAACGCCAAUGCGGUUGAAACACAGCCCUCGCUGUUUUGGGCCUCUUGGCUUCAGUUGGGUGAGGGAGCCAUCGCCAGAAGCCAACUUUAAUAUUUUGAAUAAUUCAUCAAUCAUGGCAGGUGCGGACUACCCAUACAAACGGCUCAACCUGCCUACUGAAACCCGAGUCCUGAUCGUGUCGCCCGGUCAGUUUGACGACCCUCUCAUUGGCAGCCUGUCGCAUACAUCGAUCGCCUCGCCCGACGAGCCUUAUGAGGCGCUAAGCUACUGCUGGAACAGCAGCGUCAACACGGAGCACAAAGUAGAUCCUGACACGUUGAUCCCUUUCAGUCUUUAUGGCCAUGAUGACGACGGCAAUCUUGUCGACGAAGGCGGCUCGAUCGCUUUCAAGGACAUGGUUGACGAUCCUCGGAUUCACCUUAGGGCCUUCUAUAUACGCCUUGGCGGGAAAGUUCCGGACGGCCUAAUGCUGCUAGACGAUGAGCCUGUGACCAUCGGCGGCGAGUUGUACAGAGCCCUGCGCCAUCUCCGCGACGAGAAAAGCCCCCUGCGUAUCUGGGUGGACGCCCUGUGCAUAAACCAGCAGGACCUGUCGGAGCGGAACGAACACGUCAAGAUUAUGGGCCAAAUCUACGCCAACGCCUCCCAGGUGAGGAUAUGGCUGGGUGACGAGAUCGGCAUCGAAAUGGAAGUCAUCGAUAUGCUGCAUGGGCUGCACGAGUUCUUCCACGACUUGUUUGUCGUGAAGGGUAUGGCCCCCAAUGGUUCGACUAUAAAAGAAGUCCUAUUGCCCUUUGUUAAGUCGCCAGAGAUGCAACGGCUGCAAUGGGAGAAGAUAGCCGAGUUUGUAGAUCGCGCUUGGUUUCAUCGCACUUGGGUCAUCCAGGAGAUUGCCAACGCCCGGAAGGCUAUCGUUCACAUAGGCCGCUGGGUCCUGCCUUGGGAGGCUCUCGCCCAAGUGAUCUCGACGCUCAGGAAAUACCAUCUCGAUGCCCCAAUCAACAUGCACAGAGGCCUCAAAGCCAUCAUCAUGAUGGACUGGCUCCGACAGGAGCGACUUGUCCAACAACUCCCGCACUCGACCAUGGACCUGCUCACCCUAGCCGAGGAGCUCCGCGACUUUCAAAGCACCCUUCCCAGCGACAAGAUCUACGGAAUCCUCGGCCUCACUUCCUCUAAAGACGACCUCACCGUGGACUACUCGCUUACCCCGGAGCAAAUGUUCACCUCGUUUGCCAUUUGGCACCUGAAAACGUCCCCGAAACCCCUGGACAUUCUCACGCAUUGCGUCGACGUCCCCUCCAAGCCCCGCGUGCUUGACCUGCCGUCUUGGGUGCCCGACUGGACGCGAGCUGGCCACGUAGAACCAUUCCGUGUGCGUGGACUGCGCUGCAACGCCUGCGGGAACGGCCGCUACGCCAAGCCCUCGUUCCAAAUAGACGCUAGAGGAGACCCGCGGUCGCUGCACAUCCGCGGCCGCAUCCUCGAUCGCAUUGCCGCCGUUGAGACGGUGCUCGCCAUCCCUGCUCCAAAGGAAUCGCCGGGCUUGCCGUUCAUGGCGCCAUUCGGCGUCCCCGCAGUCCCCGGUGGGGAGGGUGAAGACCAGAAUGAGCUUGAGGAUGAGGGGGAUGAUGAGGAUGAGGGUGGGAAUGGUGAAGACGAUAAUGACUGGGAGGAUGUGGAUGAAGACGAGGAAGUGGAUGUGCAAGAACCUCACCUGCCCGGGCUCAAACCCAAACCCAUCUUCGACCCGGCGCAGCGCAACAGUCUGCGCAUGAAGGCCCGCGUAGAUAACAUGAUCGCGUCGUUCUGCAACAUGUUGCACAUCGCCGACCCAGCACUGGCCCAGGUCCUAGCGGCCGAUCCAUCGCCCCCGGACUCCAACGAGGAGAUGUGGCCAACCUACGAGGCUCUCUGGCGCAGCUAUAUGUGCAACCGUAAACGGGACAACGGGGUUCCCGGCCCUGAGUGCGCCGAUGGAUUCGGCGUUCUGGUGGAGAUGCGGCUGACCGACAAAACCGAGGAAGAGAUCCUCGGGGAGCGGAUGCACCACAUGAUGGCGAUGCACGGGCUGCCCAAGGAGGUGGCUGAUGAAUUCCGUGACAAGCUGAGAACGGCAUACGACACUGUUCUCUGGGCGAAUUCGAAGUGGUGUAACAAUCGAAGGUUCUUCAAGUCCGAGGGAGGAAGGUUUGGAUGGGCGGUGGACGGCGUGCGGGAGGGAGACGUGGUGGUGGGGUUUGAUGGCGGUGAGUAUCUGUUUGUUUUGAGGGAGGUGGAUGGUCAGCAAGGCAGGUGGAGGAUUAUCGGGGAUUGCUGGCUGGGUGGGUUUGAGGAUGGCCAGGGGUUUGCGGAGGAGGGGGUUAGCAAUAGUUUAGGGGACGGGGAGAGGGCUACAAUGUUUAAUAUUAUCUAGAUGGCAUUCACAUUGCCGAGUUCCAUUUAUGUCCAUUUAUAUACUACACCAAUACGCUUUACUCUCACUUCAGUUACCACGACCUAAAGGCUAAGUCAAUCGU
Molecule: messenger RNA, 2755 nt
Organism: Canariomyces notabilis
Lineage: Eukaryota; Fungi; Ascomycota; Sordariomycetes; Sordariales; Chaetomiaceae
Exons: 4
Coding region: 169-2652 (827 amino acids)
Source: RefSeq, a predicted model, not a curated record